Messenger RNA from Penicillium hordei, 1332 nucleotides. Its product is annotated as FAD-dependent oxidoreductase. Lineage: Eukaryota; Fungi; Ascomycota; Eurotiomycetes; Eurotiales; Aspergillaceae. The record is from RefSeq and is a predicted model, not a curated record. The coding region runs from base 1 to 1332 and encodes 443 amino acids. Gene Ontology annotation, molecular function: FAD binding. The transcript is spliced from 2 exons.
AUGAGUAACCGGAACAAUGCGUUCAAGGUGAUAGUUGUGGGCGGAGGCCCGGUAGGACUCGCAGUUGCCCAUGCCCUUCACCUGGCUGGCAUUGACUUCCUGGUCCUGGAGCGCAGGCCUGCCAUUGUGGAAGACAAAGGUGCCAGCCUCAUCGUUCAUCCUCACACCUUACGGGUUUUGCAUCAAUUCGGUGUUCUAGAGAAGUUGCUACCGCGGGGUGCCGAGCUGCAUCACCAUCUGUCGUUUACUGCCGAAGGACACGUUUUUAAGGAGGGUACUCAAUAUGCCCAAAUACGCGAGAACCAUGGUUGUGGACCGGUUGCCUUCCACCGUGCCGAAUUAAUCGAGACUAUGUACAAGUGUCUACCGCCUGUUGCGAGAGAAAAAGUCUUAACGGACAAGAAAUUAGUCGACAUCAAAAUGAAGCCGGAUGGGGUGAAAGUGACCUGCGCAGAUGGCAGCGCUUUUGAAGGAUCGAUCAUUAUCGGUGCCGACGGCGUCCACAGCAAAACUCGCCAGUUAAUGCGCACACUCGCUCUUAAGACAAACCCCACACGAUCCUGGGACUCCGAGCAACCCUAUACAGCAACCUACCAGCUGCUAUACGGUUCAUUUCCCUCAUCCUCUGCAUCAGGUUUCGGGUAUGACAUCCAGGCUAAGGACAAGGCUAUCAUGUACUUCAGCAGUCCGGACCGCGGAUGGUUUUUCUUGUAUAAGAGGCUACCGAAACCUACACAAGAGCGCACGAAUUACACCAACAAGGACGUCGAGUCCGUGGCCAAUGAGUUUUUGGAGUUUCCCCUGACAAAGACCGUGAAGGUGAAAGAUGUCUGGCCACGGAUGUUAGGGGCGGGUCUAACCAACCUGGAAGAGGGAAUCGUCCAACACUGGAGUCUAGGAAGAGUUGUGCUUGUAGGUGAUGCAUGUCAUAAGAUGACUACGCAUCUGGGGCUUGGAUUCAACAAUGGUGUUCAAGAUGUGGUCGUACUCUGCAACAGUCUUCGGAAGGCAAUCAAUGCAGCUCCUAACGGAAACCCAAGCUCCAGUGGCCUCACAGAGACUUUUGAGAAGUACAAGGCAACUCGAAUGAGCUCCGAAUGCUCACUCAAGGGCGAUGUUUGGAAAUCUGGGUUUGAGACCCGUAUGCACGCCUGGCACAAUACAUGGUACUACAUUCUAUCUCGGUAUUUAGUUCUUCCUCACUGGACGGAGGGCGUGGUCAUGCGGUACAUUAUGGCGCCUGAGUUUCGCAAAGGACAGAUUUUGGAUUUUGUUUCAAAGGAAGAGCCGAUGAAAGGUUUGAUCAGCUGGUUGUAUCCAAUGAAGGCUUAG